This is a messenger RNA of Cutaneotrichosporon oleaginosum, 1148 nucleotides long. The record is from RefSeq and is a predicted model, not a curated record. NCBI's taxonomy places the organism in Eukaryota, Fungi, Basidiomycota, Tremellomycetes, Trichosporonales, Trichosporonaceae.
AUCGCCUUCCCACCAUCUCUCUCCGCAACCUCCAUAACUCAUCGACCAUGGCUUCUGACACCGUCUGCUGCCCGCCCCAGGCUCCACGCCCCAAGGUUGCGCACCCCGUCGCCCAGAAAGGCGGGUAUGAGCCGUUGGGCACGUACGAGAAGGUCGGCGACUUCGAGAAGGUCUAUGUUACUGGACCCGAGAAGGCGGAUCACGCGAUCGUGAUUAUCUAUGAUAUCUUUGGGUUUUGGGAAACAUCGCUGCGCGGCUGGGAUCUCCUCGCCAACCACCUCAAUCUCCUCAUUCCGCACAAGCUGUACGCCCCCGACGUGUUCCGCGGCAAGCCGUUCCCGCCUGACAAGGACGGCGACAAGGAUGAGCUGAAGAAGUUCUUCGAGACGACCGCGAAGAUCUCUGACCGCCUCCCGGAGGUCAUCAAGUUCGGCGAGCAGCUCAAGAAGGAGUUCAAGACGGUGUCGAUCCUGGGUUACUGCUGGGGCGGCAAGAUCUGUCUCCUCUCGCUCGCCAAGGAUGUCUUCCACUCCGGCGCGACAUGCCACCCCGCCAUGAUCGCCAACGAGGACGGUGACAACCUCGCGCGCCCCUUCGCAUUUUACCCAUCGAAGGAUGAGCCGGGAGAUGUUGUGAAGUACAUCGCGGCCAAGCUCAAGGAGAAGCCGUUCGCCAAGGAGUGCGAUUACGUGCUGUAUGACACUGUCCACCACGGAUGGGCAGCGGCGCGCGCCGAUCUGAGCAACCCCGAGAACCGCAAGCAGUUCGACGACGUGUACCAACGCCUUGCGGACUAUUUCGCGCGGGUGAACGCACCAAGAAGAAGCAGGAUGUGAGAUGCAAUGGUGCGCGAGAAUAGGGCAUGAACCGGACUCGAGAGCCGCCCAGUUUGUUUAACGGACAGUUGUCCCGGUCCUGGUGACACAAAUCCAGCACCACCGCCUGCUGCCUCUGCCACGAGCGCGACUGUACCACCUUCCUCUGUUGAGACGGCGACUGACUCGCGCGGACGAGUAGCACGCGGUCACGCGACUUGCCUCGGCUGUGCUCGCACACACUCUUAUUCCUCUCCCACCACCGACUCCCUACGGCGCACCAGCGCUAUGAUAUACAGCAGGCGAGCUUAGCCGCCUGGGAUGCAUGUCGUC